CCAGCCCCCUGAGCUCUGACGCCGCCCCCGCCCCGCCGCCUCCGCCGCCUCCCUCCCCGGGAGGGGCGCGGACCCGUUCGCCCCCAACCCCGAGCCUCCGCUGCCGCGAGGGGGCCGCCUCUGGAGCUGUGUAAUCCGCUUUUUUAUUAAUUUUUUUUUUUUUAAUUUUUUGGCUAGUGGCGGCGGUGCUGGGCUGGGGGAAGGAGGGGACACGGAGGCCGCCCUCGCCCCGCCACCCCUCACCCUUUUCCCCCCCGCCCCGGUUCCGGGAAAUGUGCCGGGCGGGGGGCCGGGGUUCGCGGAGCCGCAGGAGACACGCGCAGGGCCGACCCCAGAGCGGCGCUGGACAGGCUGGUGGGCCAGGCCGUGGUGCCCACCUGCUGAUGUGGGGCAAGGCCCCCGGCACAGGACACUGAGCACCCUGAACACGCCCCCGGCUGCCGCCAUGGCCCGUCUGGCUGCAGUGCUCUGGAGCCUCUGCAUCACCGGCGUCCUUGUCACUUCGGCCACCCAAGGCCUGAGCCGGGCCGGGCUCCCAUUUGGACUGAUGCGCCGGGAGCUGGCGUGCGAAGGCUACCCCAUCGAGCUGCGGUGCCCAGGCAGCGACGUCAUCAUGGUGGAGAACGCCAACUACGGGCGCACAGAUGACAAGAUCUGCGACGCGGACCCUUUCCAGAUGGAGAAUGUGCAGUGCUACCUGCCCGAUGCCUUCAAGAUCAUGUCACAGAGGUGUAACAACCGCACCCAGUGCGUGGUGGUUGCCGGCUCUGACGCCUUUCCUGACCCCUGUCCUGGGACCUACAAGUACCUGGAGGUGCAGUACGACUGUGUCCCCUACAUAGAAGUGGAGCAGAAAGUCUUCGUGUGCCCAGGGACCCUACAGAAGGUGUUGGAGCCCACGUCCACGCACGAGUCGGAACACCAGUCUGGCGCGUGGUGCAAGGACCCGCUGCAGGCGGGAGACCGUAUCUACGUCAUGCCCUGGAUCCCCUACCGCACGGACACGCUAACGGAGUACGCCUCGUGGGAGGACUACGUGGCCUCGCGCCACACCACCACCUACCGCCUGCCCAACCGCGUGGACGGCACGGGCUUCGUGGUCUACGACGGCGCGGUCUUCUACAACAAGGAGCGCACGCGCAACAUUGUCAAGUACGAUCUGCGCACGCGCAUCAAGAGCGGGGAGACCGUCAUCAACACGGCCAACUACCACGACACGUCGCCCUACCGCUGGGGGGGCAAGACGGACAUCGACCUGGCUGUGGACGAGAACGGGCUGUGGGUCAUCUACGCCACUGAGGGCAACAACGGGCGCCUGGUGGUGAGCCAGCUCAACCCCUACACGCUGCGCUUCGAGGGCACGUGGGAGACGGGCUACGACAAGCGCUCGGCGUCCAACGCCUUCAUGGUGUGCGGAGUCCUAUACGUGCUGCGCUCCGUGUACGUGGAUGACGACAGCGAGGCGGCCGGCAACCGCGUGGACUACGCCUUCAACACCAACGCCAACCGCGAGGAGCCGGUCAGCCUGGCCUUUCCCAACCCCUACCAGUUCGUCUCCUCCGUGGACUACAACCCUCGCGACAACCAGCUGUACGUCUGGAACAACUACUUCGUGGUGCGCUACAGCCUGGAGUUCGGGCCGCCAGACCCCAGUGCCGGCCCAGCCACUUCCCCGCCUCUCAGCACAACCACCACAGCCCGACCCACACCCCUCACCAGCACGGCCUCUCCUGCGGCCACCACCCCGCUCCGCCGAGUGCCCCUCACCACACACCCGGUGGGCGCCAUCAACCAGCUGGGACCUGACCUGCCUCCAGCCACAGCCCUGGCUCCCAGCACCCGGCGGCCCCCCGCCCCCAAUCUGCACGUGUCCCCAGAGCUCUUCUGUGAACCUCGAGAGGUGCGGCGGGUCCAGUGGCCGGCCACCCAGCAGGGCAUGCUGGUCGAGAGGCCCUGCCCCAAGGGGACCCGAGGAAUUGCCUCCUUCCAGUGUCUACCAGCCCUGGGGCUCUGGAACCCCCGGGGCCCUGACCUCAGCAACUGCACCUCCCCCUGGGUCAACCAGGUGGCCCAGAAGAUCAAGAGUGGGGAGAACGCGGCCAACAUUGCCAGCGAGCUGGCCCGUCACACUCGAGGCUCCAUCUAUGCGGGUGACGUGUCCUCCUCCGUGAAGCUGAUGGAGCAGCUGCUGGAUAUUCUGGAUGCCCAGUUACAGGCCUUGCGGCCCAUUGAGCGGGAGUCAGCGGGCAAGAACUACAACAAGAUGCACAAGCGGGAGAGAACUUGCAAAGACUACAUCAAGGCUGUGGUGGAGACAGUGGACAACCUGCUGCGGCCAGAGGCUCUGGAGUCCUGGAAGGACAUGAAUGCCACAGAGCAGGUGCACACCGCCACUAUGCUCUUGGAUGUGCUGGAGGAGGGCGCCUUCCUGCUGGCCGACAAUGUCAGGGAGCCCGCCCGCUUCCUGGCUGCCAAACAGAAUGUGGUCCUGGAGGUGACAGUCCUAAACACGGAGGGCCAAGUGCAGGAGCUGGUGUUCCCUCAGGAAUACCCAAGCGAGAACUCCAUCCAGCUGUCCGCCAACACCAUCAAGCAGAACAGCCGCAACGGUGUGGUCAAAGUGGUCUUCAUCCUCUACAACAACCUGGGCCUCUUCUUGUCCACCGAGAAUGCCACAGUGAAGCUGGCGGGGGAAGCAGGUACGGGUGGCCCCGGCGGCGCCUCCCUCGUGGUGAACUCGCAGGUCAUUGCAGCGUCCAUCAACAAGGAGUCCAGUCGUGUCUUUCUCAUGGACCCUGUCAUCUUCACCGUGGCCCACCUGGAGGCCAAGAACCACUUCAAUGCUAACUGCUCCUUCUGGAACUACUCGGAGCGUUCCAUGCUGGGCUACUGGUCAACCCAGGGCUGCCGCCUGGUGGAGUCCAACAAGACCCAUACCACGUGUGCCUGCAGCCACCUCACCAACUUUGCCGUGCUAAUGGCUCACCGCGAGAUCUACCAAGGCCGCAUCAACGAGCUGCUGCUGUCGGUCAUCACCUGGGUGGGCAUCGUGAUCUCCCUCGUCUGCCUGGCCAUCUGUAUCUCUACCUUCUGCUUCUUGCGGGGGCUGCAGACCGACCGCAACACCAUCCACAAGAACCUGUGCAUCAACCUCUUUCUGGCUGAGCUGCUCUUCCUGGUCGGGAUAGAUAAGACUCAGUAUGAGAUCGCAUGCCCCAUCUUCGCCGGCUUGCUGCACUACUUCUUCCUGGCCGCCUUCUCCUGGCUGUGCCUGGAGGGCGUGCACCUCUACCUGCUGCUGGUGGAAGUGUUUGAGAGCGAGUACUCCCGCACCAAGUACUACUACCUGGGUGGCUACUGCUUCCCGGCCCUGGUAGUAGGCAUCGCGGCGGCCAUCGACUACCGCAGCUAUGGCACCGAGAAGGCCUGCUGGCUCCGAGUGGACAAUUACUUCAUCUGGAGCUUCAUUGGUCCUGUCUCUUUUGUUAUUGUGGUGAACCUGGUGUUCCUCAUGGUGACCCUGCACAAGAUGGUCCGGAGCUCGUCUGUGCUCAAGCCCGAUUCCAGUCGCCUGGACAACAUUAAAUCCUGGGCCCUGGGGGCCAUCGCGCUGCUCUUCCUGCUGGGCCUCACCUGGGCGUUCGGCCUGCUCUUCAUCAAUAAGGAGUCAGUGGUCAUGGCAUAUCUCUUUACCACUUUCAACGCCUUCCAGGGGGUCUUCAUCUUUGUCUUUCACUGCGCCUUACAGAAGAAGGUGCACAAGGAGUACAGCAAGUGCCUGCGUCACUCCUACUGCUGCAUCCGCUCCCCACCUGGGGGCGCUCACGGCUCACUCAAGACCUCAGCCAUGCGGAGCAACACCCGCUACUACACAGGGACCCAGAGCCGAAUCCGGAGGAUGUGGAAUGACACGGUGAGGAAACAGACGGAGUCCUCCUUCAUGGCAGGCGACAUCAACAGCACCCCCACCUUGAACCGAGGUACCAUGGGGAACCACCUGCUGACCAACCCUGUGCUGCAGCCCCGUGGGGGCACUAGCCCCUACAACACCCUCAUCGCUGAGUCGGUGGGCUUCAAUCCCUCUUCACCUCCUGUCUUCAACUCCCCAGAGCACCCUCUGGGAGGCCGGGAAGCCUGCGGCAUGGACACACUGCCCCUCAACGGCAACUUCAACAACAGUUACUCCUUGCGAAGUGGGGAUUUCCCUCCAGGGGACGGGGCCUCUGAGCCGCCCCGAGGCCGGAACCUGGCCGAUGCUGCUGCCUUCGAGAAGAUGAUCAUCUCAGAGCUGGUACACAACAACCUGCGGGGUAGCAGCAGCGGGGCCAAGGGCCCCCCACCACCUGAACCCCCCGUGCCACCUGUGCCAGGGGGUGGUGGCGAGGAAGAAGCAGGCGGGCCCGGGGGUGCUGACCGGGCAGAGAUCGAACUUCUCUACAAGGCCUUGGAGGAGCCACUGCUGCUGCCCCGGGCCCAGUCGGUGCUGUACCAGAGUGAUCUGGAUGAGUCGGAGAGCUGCACUGCAGAGGAUGGGGCCACCAGCCGGCCCCUAUCCUCCCCUCCGGGCCGGGACUCCCUCUACGCCAGCGGGGCCAACCUGCGGGACUCGCCCUCCUAUCCGGACAGCAGCCCCGAGGGGCCCAGUGAGGCCCUGCCCCCACCCCCGCCUGCACCCCCCGGCCCCCCGGAAAUCUACUACACCUCGCGCCCACCGGCCCUGGUGGCCCGGAACCCCCUGCAGGGCUACUAUCAGGUGCGGCGGCCCAGCCACGAGGGCUACCUGGCGGCCCCGGGCCUUGAGGGGCCAGGGCCCGAUGGGGAUGGGCAGAUGCAGCUGGUCACCAGUCUCUGAGGAACCUCAUGGACCAGGGGCUG
This is a messenger RNA of Mustela erminea (ermine), 4875 nucleotides long. It is a transcript of the gene ADGRL1, whose product is annotated as adhesion G protein-coupled receptor L1. Gene Ontology annotation, molecular function: carbohydrate binding; G protein-coupled receptor activity; latrotoxin receptor activity. Bases 446 to 4852 code for a protein of 1468 amino acids. The transcript is spliced from 23 exons. Gene Ontology annotation, cellular component: presynaptic membrane; postsynaptic density; axon. The record is from RefSeq and is a predicted model, not a curated record. Gene Ontology annotation, biological process: heterophilic cell-cell adhesion; adenylate cyclase-activating G protein-coupled receptor signaling pathway; cell surface receptor signaling pathway. Lineage: Eukaryota; Metazoa; Chordata; Mammalia; Carnivora; Mustelidae.